Messenger RNA from Asparagus officinalis (garden asparagus), 760 nucleotides. Its product is annotated as nudix hydrolase 26, chloroplastic-like. Gene Ontology annotation, molecular function: guanosine-3',5'-bis(diphosphate) 3'-diphosphatase activity; bis(5'-adenosyl)-pentaphosphatase activity. Gene Ontology annotation, cellular component: chloroplast. The record is from RefSeq and is a predicted model, not a curated record. Gene Ontology annotation, biological process: ribose phosphate metabolic process; nucleoside phosphate metabolic process. The transcript has 6 exons. Lineage: Eukaryota; Viridiplantae; Streptophyta; Magnoliopsida; Asparagales; Asparagaceae. Bases 1 to 360 code for a protein of 119 amino acids.
AUGUCUUCCAGCAGCAUGAUCGAGUCGCCGGUGGGGUUGUCAUUAGGAAUACGCUCAUCAUUACAGGUUUGGGUGAACGGGGUAUCUGCGCACCGCGAAUUUUCUGUCGGUAUUGUCCUGAAAAAUGUUGGAAUUUGUCUCAUUAAGUCCUCUAAUAAGGGUUUUUCGGCAUUGAGGCUUGAUAUCCCAGGCGCAUGGCAAAUGCCUCAGGGCGGUGUAGAUGAAGGGGAGGAUCCAAGAGGUGCUGCAAUUAGAGAAUUGAGAGAAGAGACUGGAGUCACAUCCGCCGAGAUUCUUGAUGAGGCCUCAUGGUCAAGUUCCGUUAAAAGAGAUGAAAACAGACUGGCAUGCUUGUCUUGACAACAAAAUGGGAUUCAAGCGUACCUUCUCCAGUCUCUGCUAUCUGUAAAAAAAUUGAAGACAAAUGGAAUUUCCCAGAAGUUCCUAUGGAAGAAGACUAAAAGGUGAAAACUGCUUAUGGAGGCAACUAGUUUAGUUCCAUGUAUCUUUUUGUUUCAGGAGCUUGUGAUGUAUUUACAUGCCCUGAAAUUAUUUCUUUUUGUCUACAGUGAGUUAUAAGCCCCCUCAAAAGUCUAUGAGGAUAAGGAGUUCAAGUCACUAAUUUGGUUGGCUACUUUGCAACAAGAAGAGACCAGACACAGUACAAUUUAGUUAAGUGCAUAUAUUCCUCUGUGACAUGGUUUCUUGAGCACACAAACUUCAUUAAUAAUAUCAUUGUUUACAGAUCAAAAUGUAGGAU